AUGGCAGACCCAGAUCUGUCUCGCACACUUGUUGUGUCUACCCAGGACCUUGCUUGUCUUCAGGAAUUGAAAACUCAUAUUUCUUCAAAAGACUGCUCCUGUACUGAGAGCAUGGACCUGUUUCCUUGCAAUGUCUUGGAGCCUCAUAUGCCCACCAGGGACGAUUCCCAGGAGUCGGUGACUUUCCAAGAUGUCGCUGUGGACUUUACUGAGAAAGAAUGGCCCUUGCUAGAUUCUUCUCAGAGAAAACUCUAUAAAGAUGUGAUGCUGGAGAACUAUAGCAACCUCACUUCAGUGGGGUAUCAGCUUGGCAAGCCCAGCCUCAUCUCCCACUUGGAGCAAGAAGAAGUACUGAGGACAGAGGAGAGGGUAGCUCACCGAGGCACCUGUCCAGAUUGGAAGGUUCCAUCUAAAACAAAAUGGUCAAUUCUUAUAGAAGAUAUUUUUGGGAAGGAAACAUCCAAUGUUGUGACAACGGAAAGAACUGGACUUGGUGAGAAACCCACUGAAUAUGCUCACUUUUUUGACGUCUUCAGCGUGGGGGCUCAUCUUACUCAGCAAGUGGGACGUCGCCAUGGGAAGAGGCCCUAUCACCGCCGUGACUGUGGGGCGUCCUUUAAGGAUGGCUUGCAUCUCACCCAACACGUGAGCAUUUAUGGUGGGAGAAACAUGUAUGAAUGCCAUCAGUGCCAAAAAGCCUUCACCACAAGGUCUUCUCUUACACGCCACAAGAGGAUACACACUGGGGAGAAGCCCUAUGAGUGCAAUGCCUGUGGGAAAGCCUUCAAUGAUCCUUCAGCUCUUCGGAGUCAUGUGCGAACUCACACCAAAGAGAAGCCUUUUGAGUGCAAUCAAUGUGGAAAUGCCUUCCGCACCCUCUCCUCCCUGAAGAUACACAUGCGAAUUCACACUGGGGAGAGGCCUUACGAAUGCAACCAGUGUGGGAAGGCCUAUGGCAGGAGCUGCCAUCUCACUGCCCACAAGAGGACGCACACUGGAGAGAGGCCCUAUGAAUGUCAUGACUGUGGGAAAGCUUUCCAGCAUCCUUCACACCUUAAAGAACAUGUCCGGAAUCACACCGGGGAGAAACCCUAUGAAUGCACACAGUGUGGCAGAGCCUUCCGCUGGAAGUCUAACUUCAACUUGCACAAGAAAAACCACAUGAUAGUGAAAACAUACGAAUGUAAAGAGUGCGGGAAAGCCUUUGGUGAUGUCACAUCACGGAGGAAACAUAUGCGAAUUCAUAUAGUCAAGAAACCCGUUAUCUGUAGACAGUGUGGAAAAGCCUUCAGAAACCAGUCAAUCCUUAAGACACAUAUGAACUCUCACACUGGGGAGAAGCCGUACGGGUGCGAUCUGUGUGGGAAGGCCUUCAGUGCAAGCUCUAACCUUACUGCGCACAGGAAAAUACAUACCCAGGAGAGGCGCUAUGAAUGCACUGUCUGUGGGAAAGUCUUCGGUGAUUAUUUAUCACGAAGGAGACAUAUGAGCAUUCAUCUUGUAAAGAAACGUGUUGAAUGCAGACAGUGUGGAAAAGCUUUCAGAAACCAGUCCACCCUUAACACACACAUGAGAACUCACACAGGGGAGAAACCCUACGAGUGUGACCAUUGUGGGAAGGCCUUCAGCAUAGGUUCUAACCUUAAUGUGCACCGGAGAAUACACACUGGGGAGAAACCCUAUGAAUGUCUUGCCUGUGGGAAAACCUUCAGUGACCACUCAUCCCUGAGGAGUCAUGUGAAAACACACCGUGGAGAGAAGCUCUUUGUGCCAUCUGCUUGGCGGAGGCUCCAGUGA
Molecule: messenger RNA, 1797 nt
Organism: Orycteropus afer afer
Lineage: Eukaryota; Metazoa; Chordata; Mammalia; Tubulidentata; Orycteropodidae
Gene: ZNF317
Product: zinc finger protein 317
Exons: 6
Coding region: 1-1797 (598 amino acids)
Biological process (GO): regulation of DNA-templated transcription
Cellular component (GO): nucleus
Source: RefSeq, a predicted model, not a curated record